This is a messenger RNA of Guillardia theta CCMP2712, 480 nucleotides long. RefSeq lists its product as hypothetical. The record is from RefSeq and is a predicted model, not a curated record. The transcript is spliced from 9 exons. The coding region runs from base 1 to 480 and encodes 159 amino acids. Lineage: Eukaryota; Cryptophyceae; Pyrenomonadales; Geminigeraceae.
AUGCAUUUGACUCCGGUGCCUUUCUCUAGCUGUUUGAUCCCACUCAUGCUGCUGCUGCCAGUGUGUAUCGGGUAUCUCUGUCAGCAGAGAGGAAAGGAGCUGUGCUUCUCUGUACUGGUGAAGAAAUGUCGAUACUGCUUGUCGAUAGGAGAGACUAUCAUGGGAGCUGCUGCGAGGUACAACAGCGACUGGCUGCAGAUCUGGGGGGCCAACCCUGCGAUCCUCACCCCGGACAGCGUGGGCGCAUGGACUGAGCUGAGACUCGGCCCAACCUAUAUUACCCGACAUGGAGAUACACUCGACCUCCUAGCCUCCCGCUUUGGAACCAGCUCGACCAACAUCUUAGAGGCAAACCCGGACGUCCCUGUCGUGAACAACACUGGCCUUCUGACUGUCGGACAACCAAUCUGCAUCCUCCCGCGCGUUUGUUGGAUGCAAGCGCAGUCGGGAACGGUUGGAACUUUCACUCAAGUCUUGUAA